AGUGUAUAAGUAAUUAACUCAAAAGAAUAACACUACUUUAUUCAUUUAAAAGAGUUGUAUAAAUAAAAAGCAGUAUCUCAGUAUUGUGAGGAAACUUGAUUACAUUCCAGUUUGAACCCUGAAAGGCAUGGAAUAUUCUCAACUUGUGAUUGUUGUUACCUUCUUUGUGUUGUUGCUCUUGCAUUGUCUCCUUAAAAACUACAAGCCAAAAACCAGUGACAAGUUACCCCCUGGUCCAAAGAAGAUAGCCAUCAUAGGGAACCUGCAUCAACUAGCAUUAGCAGGUUCACUUCCACAUCAUGCUCUCAGACAACUUUCCCAUAAACAUGGUCCUCUCAUGCACCUCCAACUAGGUCAAAUUUCAGCAGUGGUGGCAUCCUCCCCCACCAUGGCCAAGGAAAUAACCAAAACGCACGAUGCCAAUUUUCUGCAGAGGCCACAUCUUAUAUCUGCACAAAUCUUUUCCUACGGUGGAAAAGACAUUGUUUUUGCUCCAUACGGUGACUACUGGAGACAAAUGAAGAAAAUACUCGUGUCAGAACUUCUUAGUGCCAAGAGAGUCCAGUCUCUCUCUUUUAUCAGAGAAGACGAAACAGCAAAGUUUAUAGACUCAAUUCGAGCUUCAGCAGGUUCACCAAUCAAUCUCACUAGCAGAAUUUUCUCACUGAUAAAUGAUUCUGUUUCCAGGGCAACAGUUGGUAGAAAAUCUAAGGACCAGGCUGAGUUUGUGUCUUUGAUUCGGAAAAUGGUAGCAUCUGUGGGAGGAUUUGACCUUUCUGAUUUGUUUCCUUCAAUGAAAUUUAUACAUUUCAUAACUGGGAAGAAGGCCAAAUUGGAGAAGUUGCAUAAGCAGGUUGACAAGGUCUUGGAGAUCAUUGUCAAAGACCAUCAAGAAAGGAAAAUAGGAGUAAAAGAAGGAAGAGUUGAAGCAGAGGAAGAAGAUCUUGUUGAUGUUCUUCUCAGAAUCCAACAAAGUGACAAUCUUGACAUCAAAAUGACCACUAGUAACGUCAAAGCUUUGAUACUGGACAUAUUCACUGGUGGAACUGAUACUUCAGCAUCAACACUAGAGUGGGCUAUGACAGAAAUGAUGAGAAAUCCAAAAGUGAGGGAGAAAGUACAGGCUGAGUUAAGACAAGUAUUUAAAGGAAAGGAAAUAAUUGAUGAAAGUGAUCUAGAGCAACUAACGUAUUUGAAGUUGGUGAUCAAAGAGACAUUGAGGGUACACCCUCCUACUCCUUUAUUGAUCCCUAGAGAAUGCUCUAAACAAACCAUUAUUGAUGGGUAUGAAAUACCUGUCAAGACUAAAGUCAUGAUAAAUGUAUGGGCAAUUUGUAGGGAUCCUCAAUACUGGACUGAUGCAGAUAGAUUUAUCCCUGAGAGAUUCGAUGGUAGUCCUAUCGAUUUCAAAGGGAAUAACUUUGAGUAUCUACCAUUUGGGGCAGGAAGGAGAAUGUGCCCAAGCAUCACAUUUGGUUUAGCCAGCAUUAUGCUUCCAUUGGCUCUAUUACUCUAUCACUUCAAUUGGGAACUCCCAAAUGGGAUGAAACCUGAGAAUAUAAACAUGACUGAACGUUUCGGAUUGGCUAUUGGGAGGAAAAACGAUUUGUGUUUGAUUCCCUUUAUUUAUGAUCCUUGAAUGCAUGCUUGACGUGUCCAUGUUCAUUAAUCACUUUUAGCUAUUGUAUUUUAGUGAUUUUAUGCGCUAAGAAAAUAAAAAUUGCUAGUGUGUUUUAAUUAUUUCGUAUAUGUAUAAAUAAAAGCCUAGUUAUUAAUAGAUCUUUAUUUAUACAAUUGUCCCCUUUCUUAUCUCUAUAUA
Messenger RNA from Cajanus cajan (pigeon pea), 1819 nucleotides. Its product is annotated as cytochrome P450 71D8. Lineage: Eukaryota; Viridiplantae; Streptophyta; Magnoliopsida; Fabales; Fabaceae. The record is from RefSeq and is a predicted model, not a curated record. Gene Ontology annotation, molecular function: heme binding; iron ion binding; monooxygenase activity.